CCUCUAAAGUACGAAAAGGAAAACUUGUAUCAUGAUCUUUUUUUUUGUUUUCAACAACAAAGCGUCGCUCAUUUUUUCCUAAUCUGACAUAGCUAUUUGACUAUAAAUAUUUCAGAUACUAGCAUGAAUUAUGUACGUACGUUACUACUACAAAGCUACAAAACCAAGUGAGUAACAAAAUUUCAACAACUUACCACACGAAAGUACGGUAUGAAGCGUAAAUAAAACUCACCCAAAGAACCUCUGUAUCGUUUAAAGUAUCCGCUCUGCCAGUUGCACUUCUUGAGUCUGUUUUAGUAGCAAUAAAAGGGUGAUUACCCGAACUAAAACUGUUGAAUUACAAUUGUUGAGGUUCAAGUUUCGCGCCCGUUUCACUUUCGAGUUCAGAGAGAGGCCUGGGAGAAAGUUUAGUUACAUCGUGAUCCACGCGUGGAAAAUCACUGCCGCUGGUCAACUGUAACGAAGGCUACGAUUGCACAAUACAGAAAACGCCUGGCACUUUUAGCCACUCGUCUUCGAAUUUUCACGAUUAGACUCCAAAAUGAUCAGAAACGCUUUGAUUCAAGGCGCUAGCCGCGGUAUAGGACUACAGAUGUGCCAAUAUCUGCUUGCUAAACAAACUGCAGUGAUAGCAACGUGUAGAGAUCCUGCAAGGGCUCAAGAACUGUCUCGACUCAAAGACGAACAUGGUGACCUCAUUACGAUUCAUUGUCUCGAUGUCCAAGAUGAAAAGCAAAUCGAAGACGUAGCAGCUCAUGUUGGUGAUACAAAACUCGACUUGCUGGUAAACUGCGCCGGAAUGCUUCAUCCAAGCGGCAAAGGAGAAACUAGUUUACGUGAAGUUGAUCUGGAGAGUUUAAAGUCCACGUUAGCUACGAAUGCUCUCGGACCUUUGAUGAUGGCAAAACACUUCGGCCCGAAUCUCACGAAAAGAGACAAAUCGAGCAAGAACGAAGUUGCGGGUAUUCUUGUCAACAUAUCAGCAAGAGUUGGAUCAAUCACUGACAACGCCCUCGGCGGAUGGUACAGUUAUAGAAUGUCCAAAGUCGCGCUCAAUAUGGCCACCAAAAAUCUCAGCAUCGAGCUUGGAAGAAAACGCGUGAUUUGUGUGGCCUUACAUCCGGGUACAGUUAACACUGAUCUUUCUCGGCGCUAUCACAGAAAUGUUGACCCUGCCAAAGUAUUUACUCCUGAGUAUUCAGUGGAUUGCCUAAUGAAGAUUAUCGAAGGGUUGGAAGUAAACGACAACGGGAAAUUCUUCGCGUGGGAUGGUAUCGAGAUUCCUUGGUGAAUGACUGGGAAUGCUGGGUCGGAUACAGAAUUCUAGAGAAGGGGGUUUGAGAUAAAGACCGCCCAAGGUGGUCCCACGUAGGGGAGUCCAGGAACCUCCUCCCCUAGAAAAUUUUUAGAAUUGAGGUCCUCAUAAUUGGGAUUUCCGGAAUUCUGAGGUCAAGUCAGCAUGUUAUAAUGUCUCAUUUCUUUUUCGAAUCCCCUAGAUCUGCCCCAGGAAUGGAUGUUUCUCACCCAGAUAAAAAAAAACAGCUAGAGGGAGUUAAAAUAACUAGGUUUUAAUGUGAGCGAGUGAAAAUGAUGUGUGUUGUUUCAAAGGGUUGUGUAAACUUAUGAACCUUCCUCUAUUGAUAUGUGUAAAGUUAAUGAUAGUGUGAA
Molecule: messenger RNA, 1668 nt
Organism: Orbicella faveolata
Lineage: Eukaryota; Metazoa; Cnidaria; Anthozoa; Scleractinia; Merulinidae
Product: C-factor-like
Source: RefSeq, a predicted model, not a curated record